Triticum turgidum subsp. durum (durum wheat) is the source of this 3948-nucleotide messenger RNA. The record is from the annotation of a GenBank genome assembly. Lineage: Eukaryota; Viridiplantae; Streptophyta; Magnoliopsida; Poales; Poaceae.
AUGGCGAAUAUGAACAUAACCGGCAUCUUGGAGAAGAUGACAGGGAAAGAUAAAGACUACAGAUAUAUGGCCACCUCAGAUCUGCUUAGUGAGUUGAACAAAGAGAGUUUCAAAGCAGACCAAGACCUUGAAUCAAAGUUGACUAAUAUUGUUCUUCAACAACUGGAAGAUGCUUCAGGAGAUGUUUCUGGUUUAGCUGUGAAAUGCUUGGCUCCACUUGUUAAGAAGGUAAGCAAGGAUAGAGUAGUGGAGAUGACUGACAAGCUUUGUGAUAAAUUACUCAAUGGAAAGGAGCAGCAUCGUGAUAUUGCCAGUAUAGCUCUGAAGACAAUCAUUGUGGAAGUUACUACGGCAUCACUUUCUGAAAAGAUUUUAGUUUCUCUUUCCCCGCAGCUAAUCAGUGGUGUCACCAGUGGAAAGAGUGCUGAAAUUAAAUGUGAAUGUCUUGACAUAUUAGGUGACGUGCUUCAUAGAUUCGGCAACGUGAUCACAAAAGAUCAUGCGUUUAUGCUCACUGCACUUUUAACCCAGCUGAGCUCCACUCAAGCAAGUGUCAGAAAAAAGUCAGUUACGUGCAUAGCAUCGCCUGCUCCAUGUUUGUCGGAUGAUCUAUUAGCCAAGGCAACGUCGGAGGUUGUCCAAUUGCUGAAAAAUAAAAGGGCAAAAUCUGAAAUAACCCGAACAAAUAUCCAGAUGAUUGGUGCUCUCAGUCGGUCAGUUGGAUACCGGUUUGGACCACACCUUGCCGAAGCUGUUCCUUUGCUCAUUAGUUAUUGUACAAGUGCAUCAGAAAAUGAUGAAGAGCUCCGUGAAUACAGCUUGCAGGCCCUUGAGAGCUUUAUGCUCAGAUGUCCAAGAGAUAUUUCCCCAUAUUGUGAUGGUAUUUUGAAUCUUGCUUUGGAAUAUGUAAGCUAUGAUCCUAAUUACACCGAUAGCAUGGAGGAGGAUACUGAUGAUGAAGUACAGGAUGAGGAAGAUGAUGAUGAGAGUGCGAAUGAAUACACAGAUGACGAGGAUGCAAGCUGGAAGGUUCGCCGGGCAUCAGCGAAGUGCCUGUCUGCAAUUAUAGUAUCUCGUCCUCAAAUGUUGUCUAAGAUGUAUCAGGAGAUGGACAUCUUCAACACAUUUAUUGAGUUGUUACGCCAAACUGGCAAUGUGACAAAAGGACAAGGCGACAUUGAUGAGUCUAGCCCUAGAUGGUUGCUGAAGCAAGAAGUACCCAAAGUUGUCAAGUCUAUCAAUAGGCAGUUGCGUGAAAAAUCAAUCAAGACAAAGGUUGGAGCAUUCUCAGUAUUGAAGGAGCUUGUUGUUGUAUUACCAGAUUGCCUUGCUGAUCAUUUUGGGUCACUUGUUCCUGGGAUUGAGAAGGCUUUGAAUGACAAAUCUUCUACCUCCAACCUGAAGAUUGAAGCCCUUGCGUUUACUAGGAUUGUUAUGGCCUCACAUUCGCCCUCUGUGUUUCAUCCAUACAUCCAGGCACUUUCUGGUCCAAUAUUAUCUGCUAUGGGAGAUAGAUAUUACAAAGUCACAGCUGAGGCUUUACGGGAAGUUAAAGAGUGUGCCAUAUCUUGCAUGAGCCUUGUGAUCGCUACUUUUGGUGAUGGUCUUCAGAGUGAAUUACCGUCAUGCCUUCCCAUACUUGUUGAUAGGAUGGGCAAUGAAAUAACACGACUUACAGCUGUCAAGGCAUUUGCGGUGAUUGCAAAUUCACCUCUUCGGAUUGAUCUGUCAUGUGUCCUGGACCAUGUUGUUUCUGAGCUCACAGCUUUCCUUCGAAAGGCCAACAGAGCCCUCAGGCAGGCAACAUUGGGGACCCUAAAUUCUUUGGUUGUCACAUAUGGUGGUCAAAUUGGCUCGUCCUCUUAUGAAACGAUAAUAGCUGAACUUUCUACUCUCAUAAGUGACAUUGAUUUGCAUAUGGCUGCUCUUGCAUUGGAACUGUGUUGCACAAUAAUGGUUGACAGAAGAUCCAUUAAAAAUGUUGGUUUAGCUGUGAGACAUAAGGUUUUGCCCCAGGCCCUUGUUUUGAUCAGGAGUGCUCUGUUGCAAGGACAAGCACUACAGGCACUACAGAAGUUUUUUGCUUCACUGGUCCAGUCUGCAAAUACAAGCUUUGAAACUUUGUUGGACUCCCUUAUUUCAACUGCCAAGCCAUCGCAGUCAGGCAGUCUUUCCAAGCAGGCACUAUCCUCUAUUGCACAGUGUGUUGCUGUGCUAUGCUUAGCAGCUGGUGAUCAGAAAUGUGCAUCAACUGUUGAAAUGCUUAAAGGCAUUCUAAAUGAUGACAGUUCAACUAAUUCUGCUAAACAACACAUGGCCUUGUUAUGUUUGGGAGAAAUUGGAAGAAGGAAGGACCUCAGCAAUCAUGUUCAAAUUGAGAACAUUGUCAUUGAGUCAUUCCAGUCACCUUUUGAGGAGAUAAAGUCUGCAGCAUCGUAUGCUCUUGGAAACAUUGCUGUUGGCAAUCUAUCCAAGUAUUUGCCAUUUAUCUUGGAUCAGAUUGACAAUCAACAGAAGAAGCAGUAUCUUUUGCUUCAUUCACUGAAAGAGGUAAUUGCACGGCAGUCUGUUGAUCAUACUGGCCAGAGUGAGCUGCAGGACUCAAACAUUGUGAAGAUAUUGGCGUUGCUCUUUAAUCACUGCGAAAGUGAGGAGGAAGGAGUUCGGAAUGUGGUUGCUGAGUGUUUAGGGAAAAUUGCACUGAUUGAACCUAACAAAUUAAUCCCUGCUCUGAAGGAACGUACAUGUAGCCCAGCAGCAAACACAAGGGCUACAGUUGCCAUUGCUAUAAAAUAUUCAAUCGUUGAACGGCCUGGAAAGAUAGAUGCAAUCAUGUACUCUGAGAUUUCUACUUUCCUUAUGCUAAUUAAAGACAGUGACAGGCAUGUGAGACGUGCAGCCGUCCUGGCGUUGAGUACUGCUGCCCACAACAAGCCAAAUUUGAUCAAAGGUCUUCUUCCUGAAUUACUGCCUCUUUUGUAUGACCAGACUGUUGUGAAGCAAGAAUUGAUCAGGACAGUUGAUCUAGGGCCUUUCAAGCACGUCGUUGAUGAUGGGCUUGAACUUAGGAAAGCUGCCUUUGAAUGUGUGGACACAUUGCUGGAUAGUUGUCUUGAUCAAUUGAAUCCAUCGUCCUUCAUCGUUCCUUUCCUCUUAUCUGGCUUAGGUGAUCAUUAUGACGUAAAAAUGCCCUGCCAUCUAAUUCUCUCAAAGCUAGCAGACAAGUGUCCUUCUGCUGUUCUUGCAGUUUUGGACUCAUUAGUUGAACCUCUUGAGAAAACAAUCGUCCACAGACCCAAGGGUGAUGCAGUGAAGCAGGAGAUUGAUCGCAACGAAGACAUGAUCCGCAGUGCUCUUCGAGCAAUUGCUGCUCUAAGCCGCAUCAGUGGCAGCGACUACAGCAUGAAGUUCAAGAAUCUGAUGAACAAGAUAACGGCCACCCCUUCACUUGCCGACAAGUACAACUCGGUUUGCUGGGGAAAUCUGGUGGUGCACGGGUUUAGAGAGAUGCACAGGGGUGGGGUUAGCACAGCGGUGGGUGGCAGUGAGGGAAGGCUGGGGCGUCAAUUGAGUCCUGUCAAGGCCCAUUUUGAAGACAUAAUUUCCCAGGGUGUGGACAUCACUGAUGAUGUGAACAUAGCAAUUGACGUGGACAUCACUGAUGAUGUGAACUUCAAUCGAUCAAACGGAAGCAAGCGAAGGAGUCUGCUCUGUUGGCAGGGUCAACAAAUGCCCAAGAGUUCUCCAUCAGCAAGUGCAUUGUUGUUUUGCACAAGCGAGAAAGCAUCCAACGCGAUGAAAGAGCCGCUGCCUACAAAGUCUUCAAAAGUGCCGAGAACAGUGAGAUUUUUCUCAAUUCUGCCGCCGAAGAUGAAGAGAACGCUACCGUGUUUCUUCGGAGCAAAAUGGCUGAGUUGCCUCAACGUAUCUAAGGUAAGCUACGUAUGA